GAGAGGGUUGCGAAAUGGUUUUAGCGGUGUGUCAUAACAUCCUGUCAGAAACAGCAAAGGAUGUUAACAGAGCUGUUACUUUGCUAAGAAGCAACUAAUGCACCGUACUCUGGGUUGAGUAGUGAACACUGGACGGGGGAAAAGGCUCCACAUAGAAAGGAUGUCUCCAGAGACAGAGUCCAGGUCGCAAAGUGCAGAAGUGAUUGCAACAACUGUUGUGGUGAACAUUAUUUGGUGGAUGGUAAUGAUAGCAGCCAUUGUAUUAGGGGUCGUAUAUCUGCGUCAAUGUCCUGUGCAGCACCUCAUCCCCAUCUACCUGCUGGUGAUGGGUGCGUCCAGCAUCGGCUCUCUGUGUGUGACGUACAUCAGGACUGCCCUCCAGGACAGCGCUUGCUUUCUCCUCAUAACCAUCUUCAUGUCCCUCCUGCACAUCUUCAAUCUCUUCUGGUUCGUAGCAGGCACUUACUGGGUUUAUAGCGUCUAUCCCCCAGACUACUCACCUCACACAGUUCGGUACUGCCACAAGACUACCUACCUGUUUGCCUUUAUUGUCAACACGAUUAUGUGGGGCGCCAUUGCUCUCAUGUUUGUGUGCGGCUGUUGCGGCUAUCUGCUGAUCUGCUGCGGGGCGUUGAAUGCGAGACCCAACUUGAUACCAAUCCGCAGGUCCUUCUAUGGUACAAUAGGGGAUCACCAAGAGUCAGCCGGUGGCGAUGUGUGAUUAAAAUCCAGGUUCACAUCUGCAGAUGUUUUCAGGAAUUCACCUUUAGACUUCCUCACGGCAUUGAUACAGAUUCAGCUCCUGUUGCCUAGGAUUAUUUUUAUUAUUUGUUUACACAAUGAUGGAUUUCUUUAUUAUUCUUUCUGCAAAACUCCUGUAAGUUCUUAACAUUUGUUUGACGUAGCAUUUACUGUUCAGAGUUUGGGCGGCACAUGACGAGCUUUUAAUACAGCAGCACUUUUUUUUUGCAUGCAGAAACUUUCUAUAAUCCACGUUUACUUUCUAUAUGGGAUGAGCUGAUGACGUCUUUGAUUUUUGUCGCAAUUUUACAUGAGCAAAUAUUGGUCACCUCAAAAUGUAAUGCUCAAUGCUUACAGGAACUGUUUUAACCACAAAUCCUAAAUGAUGUCGGCAAUAUCUUUUUUUUAAAAAAGCAUUAACUUUCUUCUGUAGUGUAAUAUGCGUUGCUGUUGAAACUUGUGUAACUGUGAUUGCGCACAACAGUGGUACCACUGUCUGCCACAACACUGUGGAGUACACUUUUACAUCACUGCAGGAAAGUGGCAGUUUUACUCACUGGAGGUCGAAAUAGGUGUAUGUGCUUGUGUAUGUGUGUAGUAUUGACAAACAGGGAUUCAUAAAAUAUGAGGUAAUCAGAAAUCAUUGUAAUUAACAAUGUAUUUGAAAUUGUAAUUAGCAAUGUACAUAAUAAACAAGAAAAUAAUAAAAAUCUGAGAAUACUA
Molecule: messenger RNA, 1464 nt
Organism: Mugil cephalus (flathead mullet)
Lineage: Eukaryota; Metazoa; Chordata; Actinopteri; Mugiliformes; Mugilidae
Product: transmembrane protein 272-like
Exons: 5
Coding region: 161-721 (186 amino acids)
Source: RefSeq, a predicted model, not a curated record